Medicago truncatula (barrel medic) is the source of this 811-nucleotide messenger RNA. Its product is annotated as early light-induced protein, chloroplastic. NCBI's taxonomy places the organism in Eukaryota, Viridiplantae, Streptophyta, Magnoliopsida, Fabales, Fabaceae. The transcript has 3 exons. Bases 122 to 682 code for a protein of 186 amino acids. The record is from RefSeq and is a predicted model, not a curated record.
AUACAUACCAACCUUAACCAUCUAAGGUGUAGUAAAAGAGUUCAUUAAUAUCCUAUCUUCAAAUAUACUUGGUCUCUUUAGAUCUUGACUUUUGCAUUGUAACAUUAAGAACUUGUUAUCAAUGGCUGUUUCAUCUUAUCAAUCUAUCAUGUCUAGCUCCAUUACAAGCAGCAUUUCUAGCAGGCCUAGAGUUAACCAAUUUAACAACAUCCCUUCUGUGUAUAUGCCUAGCUUUAAAAGGAAUGCUAGCUUGAAAGUUCGAUCUAUGGCUGAGGAAGGGCAGAAAGAGCAACCAAAGGUGACUCCACAGCCUGCCUCUACUACUCGUUCACCAAAGAUAAGCACAAAGUUUUCGGAUUUGAUGGCUUUUGGUGGGGCAGCACCUGAAAGAAUCAAUGGAAGGUUGGCUAUGAUUGGUUUUGUAUCUGCAAUGGGGGUGGAAUUAGCAAAAGGGCAGGGUUUGUUCGAUCAAAUAUCUGGUGGUGGAAUCCCAUGGUUCUUGUAUACAAGUGUGUUGUUGACAGUUGCUUCUUUGGUUCCAUUAUUUGAAGGUGUUAGUGUUGAGUCUAAGUCAAAAGGUAUCAUGUCCUCAAAUGCAGAGCUUUGGAAUGGAAGAAUUGCUAUGUUGGGUUUGAUUGCUCUGGCUGUUACAGAAUAUGUUAAGGGUACUGCCCUUGUGUAAGUAGAGUUUUAUAGGGACAUGAUUAAAGUCUAUAGGGUUUGUGGUUAGAAGCCAAAGAUAGAACCUUAUGUAUAUUCUUAUGUAAUUUCUUAAAUAAUAUUUUAGCAUUGAUAAGCACAUUUCUUAAUA